UUGCUCCAUCGGCAGAGCACAGCGCGCAGCUGCCGAUGACGCCUGGGAGGAGCUAGUGCACAUACUCUCAUCGCUGAGCGAUUCGUCUCAUCAGAAUCCCCAGAGUGUGGUACUCACGGAUCACAAAGAGAUCAUGGUCUCCAGAUCGUAUUCCAACCUUCUCGAUCUCUCCGGGGAGUACCCGACUUUCAUGCGCAGUGGAAGCAGCAGGCGGAUGUCCAGAGUAAUGACGGUGCCUGGGAUGUGCUCCGAGAGCAGGGAGGAAGAGUCGGUUGCCAACCUCACCCCAGGAGAGAACGUAUCGUCCUCGAUCUCUCAGGACAGGGCCAUCAUCGUGUCAAACGUUUUGCCCCUCCACGCUAGCAGGCGUCCGGAUAAUCUGUCUUGGGUUUUCAGCUGGGACGAGGACUCUCUCCUUCUCAGGCUGAAAGACGGUCUGCCGGAAGACAUGGAAGUUCUAUACGUCGGCUGCUUGUCCGUGGACGUGGAACUCAGCGAACAGGAUGAGGUAGCAGCGUAUCUUCUCGACAACUUCAACUGCGUCCCGACUUUCAUUCCGCCGGAUCUGAGGAACAGGUACUACAUUGGGUUCUGCAAGCAGCAGCUGUGGCCUCUCUUCCACUACACUCUGCCGCUGACCCCGGAGCACGGUGGACGAUUUGAUCGACCACUGUGGCAGGCCUACCUUUCUGUGAACAAGCUGUUUGCGGACAAGGUGAUGGAGAUCAUCAGCCCGGACGAGGAUUACGUGUGGGUUCACGACUACCAUCUCAUGGUUCUGCCGACCUUUCUCAGAAAGAGGUUCAACAGGAUAAGGCUCGGGUUUUUCCUACACAGUCCGUUUCCUUCGUCGGAGAUAUACAGGACACUUCCGGUUCGGGAACAUAUACUGAGAGCGCUCCUCAACGCUGAUUUGAUUGGCUUCCACACCUUCGACUAUGCGCGGCAUUUUCUUUCGUGCUGUAGCAGGAUGUUGGGACUGAAUUACGAAUCUAAGCGGGGCUACAUCGGGCUAGAAUAUUAUGGACGCACAGUUGGGAUCAAAAUAAUGCCGGUCGGGAUUCAUAUGGGUCAGCUUGAAGCAGGCUUGAUUCGCAGUGACACGGAAUUGCGUAUAGCAGAUCUGAAAGCACAGUACCAAGGCAAGGUUGUGCUACUUGGUGUGGACGACAUGGAUAUUUUCAAGGGGAUUGGACUUAAGUUCCUGGCGAUGGAGCAGCUUUUGAAUCAGAGGCCGGAAUGGAGAGGCAAGGUGGUGAUGAUACAGAUUGCAAAUCCAGCCAGGGGCCGUGGCAAAGAUGUUCUUGAGGUGCAGCACGAGGCCUAUUCAGUGGCGAAGAGGAUCAACCAGGCUUACGGAAGGGAUGGAUACCAGCCCGUGGUUCUACUGGAGAGACACGUUCCAUUCCCGGAAAGGAUCGCUUACUACACCAUUGCGGAGUGCUGCGUGGUGACUGCUGUGCGGGAUGGUAUGAAUCUCAUUCCGUACGAGUAUAUAGUGUGCCGGCAAGGCAGCAGCGCUGCCUCGAAUGGCACGGAGGGAGAGUCGCUGAAGAAGAGCAUGCUCGUCGUAUCAGAGUUCAUUGGCUGCUCACCAUCGCUGAGCGGCGCGAUCCGGGUCAAUCCUUGGAACAUCGAAGCGGUUGCGGAAGCGAUGAUCAUGGCUAUAAGCAUUCCAGAGUCAGAGAAGCAUGCCAGGCACGAGAAGCACUACAAAUACGUGAGCUCCCACGACGUAGCAUACUGGUCGCAGAGUUUCAUGGGAGACUUGGAAAGAACCUGCAGUGGACACACUCGAAGGCGAUGCUAUGGGAUUGGCUUUGGCCUGGGAUUCAGAGUGGUGGCGCUGGAUCCCAACUUUAGGAAGCUGUCUAUGGAGCAUAUAGUGUCCGCGUACCGAAGGAGCAAGAGCAGGGCCAUUUUACUGGACUACGACGGAACCAUGAUGCCUCAAGCGUCAAUAAACAAGACCCCCAGUCCGGAAGUUCUACUGGUGCUGAACUCCUUGUGUAGCAAUCCCAAGAACAUCGUCUUCAUUGUGAGCGGUCGCGACAGGCAAAUACUCAGCAACUGGUUCUCGCCCUGUGAGAAGCUCGGCCUGGCCGCCGAGCACGGAUAUUUCUAUCGGUGGAUAAGAGAUUCAGAUUGGCAGACUCUCGUCCCGGUCGUGGAUUUUGAAUGGAAGCAAGUGGCUACUCCGGUCAUGAAACUAUACACGGAAAGCACAGACGGUUCGUGCAUCGAGUCGAAGGAAAGCGCUCUCGUCUGGCACUACGGCGAUGCGGAUCCAGAUUUUGGAUCGUGGCAGGCAAAGGAGCUCCAUGACCAUCUUGAGAGCGUGCUUGCAAACGAUCCAGUCUCGGUAAAGAGCGGGCAGCACAUAGUGGAAGUGAAACCACAGGGUGUAAGCAAGGGCGUGGUUGUCGACAAGCUUUUGGCUUCCAUGGCAAGCAAGGGAACGCCAAUCGACUUCAUUGUGUGCGUUGGGGACGAUAGAUCGGACGAAGACAUGUUUGAGACGAUCGACACGGCGGUGGCAUCACCUCCGCUUUCGUCUAAUACGGAGAUAUUUGCCUGCACGGUUGGGCAGAAGCCCAGCAAAGCAAAGUACUACCUCGACGACACUGCGGACGUGAUCAAGAUGUUACAGGUCUUGUCCACUGCGCCUGAUCCAUGAAGAACGCGGCCAAUGGAAUCCAGCCAACGGAGAAAGCUCAAAGGAAAAGCCAAACGAGCAAAGCAAGCGAUGUUAUCAGUGAAGUCUGCCACAACAAUGCAUGAAUUGAUAUGAUUCAGAAAAUAUAUCAAAUCGAUUACGUCAUUGACAAAACUUAAGGAGAAAAAAGUGUGAUAGCUCUCAGGGGAUAUGCCAUGCCCCAACGACCACCAGGAAGAUAGUAAACGAAACUGUGAGCUCAUACCAUGUGACGCAAUCGUGACUGCAAAGCGGCAGCUCUCUUUCUCCUCCGAAAUCGCCAAUAGAUCACUGCUAAAAGCGCCAACCAAGCUAGAGGUAUCAACCACCUGCAAUGCAAAAGCAAAAGAGAAGCGAAAAAACUCUUUAGUUUUGAGCUCUA
Messenger RNA from Selaginella moellendorffii, 3077 nucleotides. Its product is annotated as alpha,alpha-trehalose-phosphate synthase [UDP-forming] 5-like. Gene Ontology annotation, cellular component: cytosol. The record is from RefSeq and is a predicted model, not a curated record. The coding region runs from base 134 to 2677 and encodes 847 amino acids. Gene Ontology annotation, biological process: trehalose biosynthetic process. Lineage: Eukaryota; Viridiplantae; Streptophyta; Lycopodiopsida; Selaginellales; Selaginellaceae. The transcript has 7 exons. Gene Ontology annotation, molecular function: catalytic activity.